Molecule: messenger RNA, 1144 nt
Organism: Phyllopteryx taeniolatus (common seadragon)
Lineage: Eukaryota; Metazoa; Chordata; Actinopteri; Syngnathiformes; Syngnathidae
Gene: polr2c
Product: RNA polymerase II subunit C
Exons: 1
Coding region: 140-967 (275 amino acids)
Biological process (GO): DNA-templated transcription
Cellular component (GO): RNA polymerase II, core complex
Molecular function (GO): DNA-directed RNA polymerase activity; protein dimerization activity
Source: RefSeq, a predicted model, not a curated record
GCGCCUACCGCCCCAAUGUCCUACGUCAUCGUACGUGCCCAGGAAGUUGGCUUGCUCUCACAAACACACGAAGGCGACGAGCUAACAACAAAGCGCUCGUGGAAAAUUGCGCCACGCUGAGACCGAUUUCUCCGCUACGAUGCCUUACGCUAACCAACCCACGGUAAAAAUCACGGAACUUACCGAUGAAAAUGUCAAGUUUGUCAUUGAGAAUACCGAUUUGGCGGUGGGCAAUUCUAUUCGACGUGUCUUCAUGUCGGAGGUCCCGACAGUCGCAAUUGACUGGAUCCAGAUUGACGCGAACUCGUCAGUGCUGCACGACGAGUUCAUCGCGCACAGAGUCGGUCUCAUCCCGCUCACCAGUGACGACAUUGUGGAAAAAAUGCAGUAUUCCAGGGAUUGCACCUGCGACGAGUUCUGCCCGGAGUGCUCCGUUGAGUUGACACUGGAUGUCCGUUGUACCGACGAAAAGACGCGCAACGUCACCUCCCGCGACCUGUUGUCCAACAACCACAGGGUCAUCCCGGUGACGUCCAGGAGUCGCGACAACGAUCCCAACGACUACGCCGAACGAAAUGAAAUUUUGCUGGUCAAGCUCCGCAAAGGCCAGGAACUGCGACUGAGAGCCUACGCCAAGAAAGGAUUCGGUAAGGAGCACGCCAAGUGGAACCCGACAGCGGGAGUGGCCUUCGAGUAUGACCCGGACAAUGCCCUGAGGCACACCGUCUACCCCCGACCCGAGGAAUGGCCCAAGAGUGAAUAUUCUGAAAUUGAGGAGGAUGAGGUGCAGGCUCCCUACGACCCGAACGGAAAGCCAGAAAGGUUCUACUACAACGUGGAGUCUUGCGGUUCCCUCCGACCCGAGACCAUUGUCAUGUCCGCACUGGCUGUCCUCAAGAAGAAGCUGAGCGACCUACAGACACAACUCAACCACGAAAUCCAGAGUGAUGUGCUCACCAUCAACUGAAGGAAGUCACCAUCAUAAAGAUCUCCUUCAGGGACCUGCUUACCGAUCAUGGACAUUCAGUCUUUACUGCAGCUUAGUGUACUAGCGUGUCAAUGGCCCAACCAUAUGUUGGAUGAAUACUUUGUUCAAAUUUUCCUUACGUUUUAAAUAGUGUAAUAAAAAAAAAAUGUCAAAUCA